UAUUGAUCAGUAUUGAACGGUAUUGAACAGUAUUGAUCAGUAUUGAACAGUAUUUACAAUAUUUCACGGUAUUUCACAGUGUUUAAUGCUGGGCUGUGUUUAACUGCAAUGCUUCCACCAGGGCUGAACUGGAUCCCCUCGAGGGCCACAAGCAAUGUCCUGGCAGGAUCUGGCAGUGUCCUGGCAGGAUGUUCUGCCCCCCGUUUCCUCUCCUGAGCAGCAAUUCAAGCCAUGCACAUUGAUAUUUCCUCUCAGAUUUAGGCACUGCAGACACCUCACAUCCCCUGCCUGUGCUUUGUGCACCUCUUUCCCUUUGCGGACAAGGGAAAUCAUCAAUAAAACCCUGAGCAAUCCUGGGAGCCGGCAGCACUGGAAUCCUCCUCACCCCCGUGCCAGCCCCCGCUGGCUCCGGUUGUUCUCCUGGAUUUUCACCUGUUGGGGUUUUGUUCCCUCCUCUUUCCGCGGCUGCUCAGGGAUCCACCGAGGAGGAGCAGCACAUGACGAAAGGCACCUCCUUAAUCGAGAGCCAACACCACCAUCUGCUGCACUGCCUGGAAAAAACAACGGGAUUGUCCUAUCUUGUGGAUGAUCCCCUGUUAUCUGUACGAACUUCCACCAUCAAGAACCACGAGUUCAUCGACGAGCAGCUGUUCGAGCAGAACUGCAUGGAGAGCUCCCUGCAGAACUACCCCUCGUCCCGCAGCCCGUCCGUGUCCAGCCAGGCGGGGCUGGGCGCGUCCUGCUGCUCGCGGCGGCACAAGCGGAGCGCGGCGCUGCCCAACUGCAGCGUGCCCGCCACCCGGCUGCGGAGCAUGCAGGAGCUGAGCACCAUCCACAUCCCGGGCAGCGAGCAGCCCUCCCUCACCGCCAGCCGCUCCAGCCUCAACAUGAAGUCGGACGACGGGCUGCGGCCGAACUGCAAGGCCGGGCAGAUCACCACGGCCAUCAUCAGCAUCCCCACGCC
Molecule: messenger RNA, 964 nt
Organism: Zonotrichia albicollis (white-throated sparrow)
Lineage: Eukaryota; Metazoa; Chordata; Aves; Passeriformes; Passerellidae
Source: RefSeq, a predicted model, not a curated record